Ascoidea rubescens DSM 1968 is the source of this 1004-nucleotide messenger RNA. RefSeq lists its product as uncharacterized. The annotation marks the transcript as partial. The transcript has a single exon. The record is from RefSeq and is a predicted model, not a curated record. NCBI's taxonomy places the organism in Eukaryota, Fungi, Ascomycota, Saccharomycetes, Ascoideales, Ascoideaceae.
GUCUUUUCAGUAAUCCACUGAUUUAUAGAAAUUUUAUCUCCCGUUAAAUUAUAAGAGGUUUUCUUUUCAAUUUAUAAUUAAAUCAACCAUACUUUUUAAUACCAUUUUAAUACUAUUUUAGUCUAAGUUUUAUGAAAACUAUUCGGUCCUUAUUAAACACGUAUGCUAUUGUAACAGGUUCAGUGCAAUGCUUGUUAGGUAAUGUGUGAUGAUUGAUUUUUAAACAUAUUUGUUUAAUAAAAGAUUACAGUUUUGGACAUUUAACUAUAUAUAUAUGCUAUAAUAUAUCGAUAUAUAUUCUUCGCUACUUCUCAAUGGUUUUUUCCAGCUUUUAUUUUAACACUGCAUAGAACGAGUUUUUAUUGCUGGUUUCAAAGAUUAAAUGGGUAAAAUGAAGGCAGAUUAUAUCGAUUUUGAAUUCAAAGAGAUCGAAGAAGACGACUUUGUCGACAUACAGGUUUUAAACUCUAACUCCAAUGAUGAUGGUUUUGUUUAUAUCCUGAUUUCAGAUGUAAAUAUUAUUGUUAAUGAUAGCAUUUACAAAAACUACCGCUUUAAUAAUCCUACCAAUCAUAUUAAUAACAAUAAUGAUGAAAUUAGUAAUGACAAUAGUGAUAAAAUUAAUAACAAAAAUACCGAUGAAAAUAAUGAUGAAAAUAGUGAUGAAAAUAGUGAUGAAAAUACUAAUGAAAAUACUAAUAAUUUAAAUUCCUUACACUAUCUUUCUCAUUACUCAACUGGUUAUAACAAUAUGUUUAAUAGUAUUUAUGAUGACAUAAUAAGUUUUAAACAAAUGAGACAAUAUGAGAAAGGUUUUUCUAAUAAAAAUUCAACAUAUGGACUAAACGUUGAUUUUCUGAAUUGCCAUGGUUACUUAGAACAUAUUGAUUAAUUGAACAAUUGAUUAAAAUUUAAGCAAUUUAAUCCCUUAUUCUUCACCUCGAGAAAUAAGAAAUAUGAUUCUUUAAAGUGGUAAAAUUCAAACUAUUCGAUAGAAAAUAAAC